Molecule: messenger RNA, 1052 nt
Organism: Trematomus bernacchii (emerald rockcod)
Lineage: Eukaryota; Metazoa; Chordata; Actinopteri; Perciformes; Nototheniidae
Gene: polr1h
Product: RNA polymerase I subunit H
Exons: 5
Coding region: 178-534 (118 amino acids)
Biological process (GO): termination of RNA polymerase I transcription; DNA-templated transcription
Cellular component (GO): RNA polymerase I complex
Molecular function (GO): DNA-directed RNA polymerase activity; zinc ion binding; nucleic acid binding
Source: RefSeq, a predicted model, not a curated record
UCAAGGGACGAGGAGUUAAAGGACCCCGCGGUGUGGAGCAUGCUGAAUGUAAACACACAGCAGACUUACAUUAACAUCACAGACAGUUAUUAUCCAUCUACCGCUUAAAACUGCGUGUUACCUGAGGCUGGUGACGUCAUUUACACUUCAGCAGUCCCUUCUCUUCUCCUCAGAGAGAUGUCAUGUUUUGGAGGUGAUCCAAACUUCUGUCCAGAGUGUGGGAAUGUCCUCCCUCUGCCGGGGAUCCAGGACGUGGUGCGCUGCCCCCGCUGCUCCUUCUGCAUCCCUGUAGCAGAGUUCUCGGGGCUGGAGAUCCGCUCCUCGGUGGUCUUUAACCCUGUGGAGCAGUCCACGGUGACUCUGGAGGACGAGGACAGCUCGGAGCUGAAGGGAGCCGUGAUCGACAGGCGCUGCUCCCGCUGCAACAAGGAGGGCAUGGUGUACCACACCAGGCAGAUGAGGUCUGCAGACGAAGGGCAGACCGUCUUCUUCACCUGUAUAAGCUGCAGAUAUCAAGAGAAGGAGGACUCCUGAGGAGAAGCCCGGCUCUCUGUGUGCUUCAGAGGGAUUGUACAUGACAACGGCCCUCCACCUGCUUAUCUAAUAAUGCUGUCACUCUUCUUGAAUUCUUAGCAUUUUGAAUGACAUUUGACAAAAAAUCAUCUUUACUCAGGGACCACUUGUUAGUUGCUCUUGUCUUGUGGCCUUCUACAGUUUUACAGAACUACUGGAGCUCAUUGAUGAUCUUCUCCUGGUGAAGAUUUGUCUUGUUUGACUACAGCUUCCAAGGCCCAAAUUGAACUUUAAUGAAUGAGAUACGUUAACUCAAGUUGUAUUUUGUUUACCUUUUGAGCAUCAAACAAUCUUUAUGUUCAGAAAUUAAACUUUAUCACAUUUUUAAGGGGUAAAAUAUGAACAUUUAUACCAUAUCCCCAUGACAUGCUUAAUCUAUGAGAACUUCCCCAAUACAAUAUAUUCGAAGGAAUGUGUUGAUGCUGUUUGUUAUGUUUUUUGUAUGACUUGAUAAAUAUAUUAAAAGUCAUUGACCUUAA